This is a messenger RNA of Balaenoptera ricei (Rice's whale), 4767 nucleotides long. RefSeq names its product RCC1 like (gene RCC1L). The transcript has 12 exons. NCBI's taxonomy places the organism in Eukaryota, Metazoa, Chordata, Mammalia, Artiodactyla, Balaenopteridae. The coding region runs from base 56 to 1540 and encodes 494 amino acids. The record is from RefSeq and is a predicted model, not a curated record.
GUCAAAGGUCGCCAAUAUGGCGGCGCCCGGGAACGGCAGAGGCGUGUAGCGGAGGAUGGCGCUGGCGGCCGGGACUCGGUUGGGGCGCCGGCUGAGCGGGCCUGGGCUGUGGCGCGGACACUGGACGGCGCCCGGGCGCUCGCGGAGCCGGCGCGAGACGGCGGAGGCCGAGGCGGACGCGCCCGUGUUCCAGUACGUGGGCGAGCGCGCGACCCGCGCCGACCGCAUUUUCGUGUGGGGCUUCAGCUUCUCCGGGGCGCUGGGCGUGCCCACCUUCGUGCUGCCCGGCUCCGGGCCCCAGCCCCGCGCCGGCUCGCGGCCGCGCCGCAGGAUCCAGGCCGUGCCCUACCGCCUGGAGCUGGACCAAAAGAUUUCAUCUGCUGCCUGUGGCUAUGGAUUCACAUUGCUGUCCUCUAAAACCAAGGAUGUUACGAAAGUUUGGGGUAUGGGGCUCAACAAAGAUUCUCAGCUUGGAUUUCACAGGAGCCGGAAAGAUAAAACGAGGGGAUAUGAGUAUGUUUUGGAGCCCUCGCCCGUCCCACUGCCACUGGACAGACCUCAGGAGACGCAGGUGCUGCAAGUCUCCUGCGGCAGAGCCCACUCUCUCGUUCUGACAGACAGCGAAGGAGUCUUCAGCAUGGGGAACAAUUCUUACGGGCAGUGUGGAAGAAAAGUGGUCGAAAAUGAAGUUUACAGCGAAAGUCACAAAGUCCAUAGGAUGCAGGACUUCGAUGGACGGGUGGUCCAGGUCGCCUGCGGUCAGGACCACAGUCUGUUCCUGACGGAUAAAGGAGAAGUGUAUUCUUGUGGAUGGGGCGCGGAUGGGCAAACAGGUCUGGGUCACUACGAUAUCACCAGCGCGCCCACCAAGCUGGCUGGAGACCUUGCCGGAGUGAACGUGGUCCAGGUGGCCACCUACGGGGACUGCUGCCUGGCUGUGUCGGUCGAUGGCAGCCUCUUCGGGUGGGGGAACUCCGAGUACCUGCAGCUGGCCUCGGUCACGGACUCCACACAGGUGAACGUCCCCCGGUGCUUGCCCUUCUCAGGAGUCGGGCGGGUGAAGCAGGCUGCGAGUGGGGGGACAGGCUGUGCUGUAUUAAACGGAGAAGGACAUGUUUUCGUCUGGGGCUAUGGAAUUCUUGGGAAAGGACCAAACCUCAUGGAAACUGCCCUUCCAGAAAUGAUUCCACCCACUCUCUUUGGCUUGACGGAGUUCAACCCAGGAGUCCAGGUUUCCCGCAUUCGCUGUGGACUCAACCACUUCGCCGCCCUCACCAACAGAGGAGAGCUCUUUGUGUGGGGCAAGAACGUCCGAGGGUGCCUGGGAAUCGGUCGCCUGGAAGACCAGUACUUCCCGUGGAGGGGAAAGGGCACUCUGGUCUGUUCCCGUGACGGCUGCUUUCAUGCCCCACACCAUUGUCUCCCCUUGUGUGUCUGUGGAGCUCCUUCACCCACGUGUCACCUUUUGGUCGGGAGGAUGGCGCUGAGGUCCGUGCCGGCUCCAAGAUGCGAGGCUGGGGCUCUGGGAGAGUGGUGGUGACAGGAACCAGGUUUUCGAUCAACUAGGUUGGAUUCCUUAAAGGGGACACGGGUUUGAGCCCUGGUCCGGGAAGAUCCCACAUGCCGCGGAGCAACUAAGCCCGUGCGCCACAACUACUGAGCCCGUGCGCCACUACUGAGCCUGCGCUCUAGAGCCCACGAGCCACAACUACUGGGCUCACGUGCCACAGCUACUGAAACCGGCACGCCCAGAACCCGUGCUCUGCAACAAGAGAAGCCACUGCAAUGAGAAGCCUGCACACCGCAAGGAAGAGUAGCCCCCGCUCACCACAACUAGAGAAAAGCCCGCGCACAGCAACAAAGACCCGACGCAGCCAAAAAUAAAUAAAUAAAUAAAUAAAUAUAUUUUUUAAAAAAGGCGGAGCCAAGAAUGAGACUCAGAAUUUCUGACUUUAAGACGUCACCAUGGUCCCCCUCCUCUGCGAGGGCCUGAGCUGGGCUCCCCUGGAGUCCCCACAGUGGAGGGAGGGCGAGGCAGAGGUGGGGACCCUCUGCCCGAUGGCAGCCCUGCGGGCCUGGGAACAGGACACUGGGGAGAGCUUCUGAGCGGCCCCACCCCCACCCAGGCCAUGCCCUCACUUUCCAUCGCACAUGACCGCCAUUCUCAGGGCCCGGAGCUGUCCCGGGGGCCGGUGCUUUGCACCGUCUCUCUUAUCCUCAGAACAGCCUGUGAAGGUUGGGCUGCCCCCCAGCCUGCACCCGUGCACACUGACUUCUUCAGGAUUUGAAGCCGCUGGCCCAGUCUCCCAGCUGCGCAGUGGGUGGGCUGCGACGUGAACUCGGUGCUCUGAGUGCAGACUAUGCUUCCCCCUCACCGUGCGCCUCUCUGGUGGGGCUUGGGUUGGAGCACAAGCUGGGAACCCUCUGCUUGCUGGGCCUCUUUCUUACCUGGCUGCUUCAGGAGCCACAGGCCCCGGCAGUUCUGACGCCCCAGGGGAGGGCGCGCCGCAGGGGCUGGGCCUCCUCGCAGGCCGAGCGGCUCCCCUCCGGGGUGCGGCCUGGCUUCUGGGCGCAGCCGAGUGGGGACACGGCAAGUCCGGUGGCCGGAUCACAGCUGGUCCAGCGCUCCUCCUCUGCCGUCGUCUGUGCUUCACCUGGGGGGGGUUGUGUCUUGGGAACUUGUCCUUGUGCAGAGAGCUGUUCCUACACUGAUUCUGCUGAAACUUUUCAGAGUCACUCAGGCCAAAUAUGGUUCGUUUUCUGGAACUGUUUGCCUUUGCAACAAUGUGAGUGUAAACUGGUUUAGAAUAGAAACUCCUUUUAACCCUGAUGAGGCCACAAAUAAAACGUGGCUGAGGGCAGCCUUCUCUUGGACUCAGUUCAGAGGCUGCACUGAGAGGCAGUUUGGGGGGGGGGCUGGGGCCUCGGGAGCCACCUGCUGCUCCCCAGGGAGGCUCCUGGGGCCGGCGUCAGCCACGACCAUCGUCCCGGCGAGUCAGCCAAGGCGAGGUGGCUCCCUCUGCUUUGGGUUCUGAUGGUCACAGCCCUUGGGGAACAAGGACAGAGGUGCCUAAGUGUGACAGCUCGGCCGCAGGUCAGCGCGGAGCGUGGCCCUUUCCUGGGGGAGGUCAAUAAAGGUGCUCUCGUGGCCCGGGGAGGUUGCUAGGAGCUCACCUGGCCUGGUCAGCCCAGGCAGCACGUUUUCUUCUGCUUCUAUGGCCAGCCUGGAACGCUUUCUGCAGCUCUGGGCCUUUGCGAUGAGCUGAGGGCACCGCUGCAUGUUUGUUCAGUGAUUUCUGUAACAGGUUUUGCUGAAGGCGUUUGUUUAGGGACGGGUGAGUAGCACGACUUGGUUACUAGCAUCCGUUUGCCUUGUGGCCGGGAGACCCUAAUGGACUUGUCUCUGAACGGUUGACGUUGCUGCCUCUGGGCUUUUAGGGCAGGCCAUCUGGACGAGGCCUUUCCUUCCAAAGCUCAGUAAACUCCGCAGGCUGUUACAGAUCCCUCUCCAGCUGUCACGCUGCCCCGCUGCGCGCUGCCACUGGGGAGGGACGGCAGGAUUGGGGUCCGGUCAGAAGAGCAGCGUCAGCGUCCUGGCAGGGGCUGAGGGGGAGGUGCAGGUGCAGGUGCAGGUGCGCCGUCUUCGAAGUUGCUCCCUGAGGAGACACUACGCUCGCACCAGCUUUCUGCGUCUAGAAUCUCUGGAAAGACAAGAAACCAGUUAAAAGUAGUUUCCAGUUCAGGGGGAAGGUGGGGAGCAGGGCAUAUGAUGACAGGGUGGCGUCCAAAGGUAUUUAAUACCUUUUCUUCUUUUCUACUGAAUGUCAUUUUCUAUCGUAGCCACGUGGCUAUCACCUAUUCAAAGUAAUAAUAGUAAUAAUAAUAACAUUUAUAAUAAUAAUACAACAAGAGGAGAAAGCAAAGUGCCCCUCUCCUGGAGAACUGGGGGGCUGUGUGCACCUGGAGACCCCACCUGUGUUGUGGGCACCAUGGAGUUUGGCGGGAGGGGGCGUCCGUCUCCACGGCCCAGCUGUGGGACAGUGAGAGUCACCUUCAGGGCCCGCAGGCUGGAGCCUCCACACCCGCACGAGGCUGUGUGCACGCCACCCGGAGGGCUGGGCCUGCCUGGGAAGAAGUGGUGGCAGUGUGGGUGGCAGUGUGGGUGGCAGUGUGGGUGGCAGUGUCGGCAGGGCUGCCAGCCAGGCCUCUGGCACCUUCUGAGACGCAGUAAACACCCCUCCUCCGGGGUGCACAGGACCUGGGAGCAGCCUGCCUGGGUCUGGAGCUGACGGGUAGAGCGGGUGAAGACACUGGGCUGGGAGGCCUCCUUCCCACAGUGGACCCUGAGGGUAGGGCAGGGCAGGAGGGUUUCUGGAGCUGCUCCAGGGAGCUGUCUGGUGACCCCUGGGAAGGGUCACUGAACAGCUGGCUUGAGCGCAGGUUGACCUCUGGGGAGUCACACAUGGGGAAUGGCCUCUGUGGGGUGUGCACGUCCCAGGACGGUGCAGGCAGGGUCCGUGCACAUGCCCAGAGUGGCCUCUCGCGGGGGUGUUGCCCUGGUCUGGGUGGGGAGUCAGGAUGGCCCUUCCCACGGUGGGUGCAUCUACCCUUCCCAGCAGACCUGCCGGGUGGGCGUAAGCACCCCAUUUCCAGGUGAGGGAGCCGAGGCUCAGAGCGGUUAGGUCACUUACCCAGAGCAGAGCCAGGGUCAGGCCCUUGUUCGGCCACCGCCAGGCCAUCCCUCCUCACGGUGUGCUGGGUCUUGUC